Molecule: messenger RNA, 430 nt
Organism: Babjeviella inositovora NRRL Y-12698
Lineage: Eukaryota; Fungi; Ascomycota; Pichiomycetes; Serinales
Exons: 1
Coding region: 56-310 (84 amino acids)
Source: RefSeq, a predicted model, not a curated record
AUCGGGCUAAAUUCACUGGAUAGAAACCUACUACACUAUCUGUGUGGAGAUAGCGAUGACCGUUGUCCUGCACUCGCCCCGCCCGCACCAAUCGGUGGAUCUGCUCAUUACGCACAGCUCACUGCUGGUGGCAGGAAGAGCCACUAGACCAUAUACCCAGCCAACUAUGCACAGCUACUACUGGUCAGCUACGGCUGCCAAGAUCCCUAAACGAAACCGAGACGUAGCAUUUGCUUCAAGGCUUAUUAUUCACCAUUGCGGUAUAUGGUGUUCGUCUUUUUCAGCAUCUCCGCCCUCGUUCGGGCCAUAGCCAAAUAGGGAUAUUCCCGUUCCUGCCGUAUGUGGCAACUGCGAUCGCACACCGCGCUUAAUUUCUGACUCAGCGAUAGGCAGCUGAAGGAUUUUUCCCGCGAGCAAAACGGGGAGCAUA